Messenger RNA from Podarcis lilfordi (Lilford's wall lizard), 12095 nucleotides. Lineage: Eukaryota; Metazoa; Chordata; Lepidosauria; Squamata; Lacertidae. The record is from the annotation of a GenBank genome assembly.
AUGCUGAAGUCCUCUUUCUGGCGUGAGUCUCCAUCUGACCGGCGCACUCGGAAACUUAGGAACAGACACUCUUCAGAUGAGGAGAUGGAUAACCGGUGGAAUCUGCAACGAAAUGGGACUAUAGACACAUUCCCAUCACUGUUGCCAGAAGAAGCUAAAUCUAUGUCAUACUUUGCUGCACCAAAUGUAUUUGCUCCAUCAAAAAUGGAAGGCUUUGUGUUCAGUCCCAUAAAACAAGAGGAUGUGGAUCAACUGGGAAAACAAAACCAACCUAAUAAAGUAAGUCUUUUGAGUUAAUAUGCACCUUGUUAGCACUGAAAUCCUGCAAUUUAGAGCCAACUUUUUACUCAAGGUUGUGCAUUCUUGACACUAAACAAAUCUAGGAUUGUAUGCCUCAGAAAUCAGAUUACUGGCCAUGAAAAUCUGAAAUUAAGUGGGUCUGCAUAAUUACUCUUAUUUUCUGAAAUUUAUCCUGCUGCUUCUCCCUUGAGCCCUGCUUGUAACUAAAGUCAUACCUUGGAAGCAGAACGCCUUGCAAGUCGAGCAUUUUGGCUCCCAAACGCCGCAAACCCGGUGAGUGUUCCGGUUUGCGAACGUGCUUUGGAACACAAUCAUCCAGUGCGGCCUCCGAUUAGCUGCAGGAGCUCCCUUGGUUUCCGAAUGUUUUGGAAGUUGAAUGGACUUCCGGGACGGAUUCUGUUCGACUUUCAAGGUAUGACUGUACUGGAUAUCUUACUCAGCCACCCCUCUGGCUUUGGAGAGUUUAACAGGUGUUGCCCACGCACUCUCAAGAGUAUAGGCUCCUAGCCAUAAGAGCCUGUGUGAGGGUUCAGGGAGCAGAUGUUGGAACAGGACCCAUUACAAGACUAGUAGGGGAAGGAAGGAUGGAUGGAGAGGGGAAACCACAAGGGAGGCCACUGUCUUCCUCUCUAGACGGCCAGUUGUCUUGAGUGAGAGGGAAUCUUUCUCAUGGGAACUAACCUGCCUGGUGUGUUGUCUCUUUCUGGAAGGAGACUGGUUAUGAAUCAACUACGUUAGUGACGUUUGAGAAUGAUAAGGAACACAAAUUCUGCUCAUGGUCCUGUUGGAAUAUUCUAGUUGCUAGGCAAUGGAAAAUUUCUCCAGCAACAGGUGUCCUUAUCAGGGCAUGUGAUCAAGGAAGUCUGGGUCAGUGUAAAUGACUACAGUCAUACCUCAGAAGUCGAAAGGAAUCCGUUCUGGAAGUCUGUUUGACUUCCAAAAUGUUCUGAAACCAAAGUGUGGCUUCUAAUUGGCUGCAGGAAGCUCAUGUAGCCAAUUAGAAGCUGCAGAAACCCUGUCGGACGUCCGACUUCCAAAAAUAGUUCGCAAACCAGAACACUCACUUCCAAGUUUGUGGCGUUCGGGAGCAAAAACAUCCGAGAACUAAGCUGUUCAAAAACCAACGUGCAAUUGUAUGUAAAUGAGUCAGCAUUAGGUAUCUGGCCAGAUGGCUAAAAAGAGAAAAAGAUUAUGUUGCUUUAUUUGCUUUGUUCAUUAAUGACCAGUGUGAAGUUUUGUAAAUAACAUAUACUCUGAGAAACAGGACCAGAUUAUGUUUAUUCCUGUAAUGGGAAUUUCACUAAGAGAUAGCUCUUAGUAAAAGAUGCAGAAAAGCCUUUCUGUAAAAAGGAACUCUUCUGCAGAAAGAAAUGAAAACCCAAGAGUAAGAUGCUCACGCACUAAAAUGAAGUGCCUAGCCUGGUCUAGAACCAAUGCUACUUUUUGUGGCUGUUCAGUGAUCUUUUUGAUCCAAGCUGCUCCUAUGAGUGUCACUCAAUGUUUGAAAUACAAUUCUGGCUUAGCUUUACAUCUGACCCAAGGGCGGUUCUUUUGUUUCUUCAUCGUAAUUUGUUUGAAUGAAACAAGCCCCCACUUUAGACAUAACUUCAGAGAUUGUGUUUUGUGGUCCCAUUUGCGCAAAGCAGGAGUUUUCUCCCUAUUCAAAGCAAACCAUUAACCACGGCUCAGAUGAUGUAUGAAUAGAGCCACAUACUAAAAUGGAAGUGAACUGUGUAUGUGUGUGUUUUUAACCAGAAACCAGAAAACACCUUAUUCAACAAAUACGAAGAGAAGAUCCGCCCUUGUAUUGACCUCAUUGAUACUCUGAGAGCCCUCGGAGUGGAGAAGGACUUGGCAUUGCCAGCAAUUGCAGUGAUUGGCGAUCAGAGCUCAGGGAAAAGCUCAGUUCUGGAAGCUCUUUCUGGAGUCGCUCUUCCACGGGGCAGUGGUGAGAAUUCCCGCCGGCUUUUCCUUCUGGGAAGCUUUGAGGAUGUGCAAGUUCAGAGAUUUUUUAACAUCAGUGUUCCUACUUUGUAAAAUGCAUCUUUAUUUUCUAAAGUUACCUUCUCUUUGGUGUCUGCCUGCAUUAUUUUAACAUCUCGGAGGGUUGGAUACACUUCAAAGAAAGCAAUGUUCCCAGUUAGAAGUCUGAGAAACUAAAUUGAUUUUUAGAAAGCUUGGUGUAAUAUUAUCGGGGGGUGGGGAAUGGCACUGUUCACCUAUAAGGUUAAGUGCAAAGAUUUUAAGAUAGCUGCCUACAUCUGCAGUAUAGCUCAGAUUAUUUAUGGAGGUCCAUUUUAGGAGCUGAUUUUGCCCUAGAACUAGGUGUUGUUUCAUCACAAUCCAUGGGAUUCUGCCUGUUUUUAGCAAUCUUUAGGAAGUUUCUGUGAAUCUGAAUAACCUAUACUUUUAAUGAAUUGGAUUCUCUUCAUGAACAGGCAUUGUCACCAGAUGUCCCUUAGAACUCAGGCUAAAAAAGCUGCAGCCUGGUGAAAAAUGGAAUGGGAAAAUCAGUUACCUGGAAAAAUAUAUGGAACUUGCAAAUCCUUUAAUGGUAGAAACGGAAAUAAGAAAAGGUGAGUGUUGUGGUUUCCAUUGUAUUCAAUAACAGAUUGUUAUUUUCUUUCUUAAUUUCCUUCUGUUAUAAAUGAGAAUUCUUCUUCAACUAUAUUCUAUGUAUAGUCCCAAAACCAGUGAUGAGGUUUACCAGAAAAUUUAGAGUAAUUUUGCACUGGAUUUUUUUUUAAUUAAAAUAAGGUUUCUUAGAAAAUCUUAUCCAAUUUAGUGUAUUUAUUUUACUUGUAUUUAGCAAACAAAGCUUAACACUUGAGAACAAUGAAGCUUCUCACGUUGUAUUUGACAUUGAUUGUCACAAAUGAACUUACGAACUUAUAGAAAGCGCACUGGAUUUUUUUCCAUUCCACAUUGCUGGCCAAAUAUCUUCAAUGGCUAAAGUUUGGGAGAUGUGGAAGCAAAUGCAUUGCUGAAAUCAAAUGAUGGCUCUUACGUGGCUUCUAUAGUAUUCUUUUAACCUUCCCCAGCUUUCCCAAUUGCUGUCCUUUAGCAGGUUUUUUUCUUGGGGGGGGGAGAGUCUCGUGGGCAUUGUGGUGUCACAGAUGCCCCAUGAAGGGGUCCCAGGUCUGCAGUGAUUGGCAGCUGCUGUUUAGAAGAUUCAGGCAGAGAUGUUUCCCCCAGCUCUUCUCUCCCUGGAGAUGGUUCAGAGAUUGAACCAUGGGUCCUUCUGUAUGCAAAAAACAACAGCCCUUAAAAAUAAAACUGCACCAUUGGAAACCAGAAUUAACUUUUACAUGAAAAUUUAUAACAGUUCCGUUAACACUGUUUGAUAAACAUAGCCAUAUUAACCUUUCCAGUCUCAGAAUUAUAAGAAGAUACAGUCAUACCUCGGGUCGAAAUUGCUUCAGGUUGAGCACUUUCGGGUUGCGCUCCGCGGCAACCCAGAAGUAACAUAACGCGUUACUUCUGGGUUUCACCGCUCGCGAGUGCGCAGACAGUCAAAAUGAUGUCACACGCAUGCACAGAAGGGGCGAAUCGCGGCACGCACAGCCGCGGGUUGCAUUCGCUUCAGGAUGCAAACGGGGCUCCGGAACGGAUCCCGUUCACAUCCUGAGGUACCACUGUACUGAUUUUCUAAAGAGUUUUCCUUCCUGCCAAGUUUGGCCCCUGUGUUGUAUAACAAAUGGUAGCCAGAAGAGGCUGCCAGUCCUAUGACAUGAGCAUCUGAAAUGUUGAUGUUAAAGUUUUUCUUGCUUUCUUCAUUCCAGCUCAGAACAUAAUAGCUGGUGAUGGAGUGGGCAUUAGUGAUAAACUAAUUACCCUUGAAAUUAGAUCUCCUGAAGUUCCAGACUUGACUCUGAUUGAUCUGCCAGGGAUUGCAAGAGUGGCUGUUGGUAAUCAGCCAGUAAAUAUUGGAGAUCAGGUAAAACACUAAAUAUCUUGCCCAAGAGAGCUUUCUCCAUAAGUGUACUGCAUUCCUUACUAGGUUUCUGCUCCUUUCCUGCUGCCUCUUGCAAGCUCCCAGUCCUGGUGCUUUCUGCCUACCCCCUAAACUGGCAACCCCAGUCCUCUUUCAGCCUUGCAUCUUGCCCAGUAUAUGAUCCUGCCUUGAUUCCUGUACUAGCUUCAACUUGGCCUAGGCAACUUUCUAUCAAACAGUGAAAUAACUAUACAGUAGCUCUAACAGCAGUUCUGUUUGUCUUCAUUGCAGAUCAAAAAGCUGAUUAAAACAUUUAUUGGUAAACAAGAGACAAUAAAUUUAGUGGUGGUUCCAAGUAAUGUUGAUAUUGCCACAACAGAGGCACUGAAAAUGGCCCAGGAGGUGGAUCCAAAUGGAGAGAGAACACUUGGUAAGGAGGCAAAAUAAUUCUCCUUAACUUUGAUAAUCUUGCACUGUUGAAAUGAGAACGUGCUUUUCAGAUCCCGGAAUGUCGGUAUUUGUAGGUUGUUGUUGCUUUAAAUGGUUCAUGGUCACUAUUUGUUUAGUUCCUUAAGUAUUCUUUAUUUAUCUCACUAACCCACAUGAAAACAUGUGUUUCCUUUUUUCCUCAUCAUGAAGACAAGCCAAAGGUCCCCAGUUCUAUAUAGGGAGUUUUGCUGGAGUGGCAGCUGGACUUUAUUCAGCACUGGCAAUGGGACAACAUACUUCAUCGUACCUGAAAGUUAGCUUAGGGAAUUCAGGGGAAGUGGUGGUUUCUCCAUAAUGUUUCAGUUGGCCCUGGUUCAAAGACAUCAUAUUUUGCUUAAUUCUACUGCAAGAAAGUAGAACUCUUUGGCCUGCAUGAUGGUUUUUGAGCCCUUGAUUUUGCCAAUGCAGACAAGAUGAUUUCUAUACAAGUGUGAACAGUCCUUCAAUUGUGCGUCACCUUUGCCAUUUUGUAUUAUGUUGGGUUUUUUCCCUAAUGUCUUUCCGUAUUUCAUCCCAAGGGAUCGUGACAAAGCCUGACCUGAUGGACAGAGGAACUGAGGGGACAGUUGUGAACAUAGUGAGAAACCAAGUCAUUCCCUUGAAAAAGGGAUAUAUGAUUGUGAAAUGUCGUGGGCAGCAAGAUAUCCAGUCCAACAUGACCUUGGCCUCUGCACUCAAGGAAGAGAGAGCAUUUUUCGAGAAACAUAAAUGCUUUAGGUACUCAUAGACUAGAGAGUGAUUUUUAAGAUAAUAGUAUAAUUACAGUUACUUAAACGGCCUCAGUCCUAUAUACCUGAAGGAGCAUCUCCACCUCCAUCGUUCAGCCUGGACACUGAGGUCCAGCGCUGAGGGCCUUCUGGCGGUUCCCUUAUUGCGAGAAGUGAGGUUACAGGGAACCAGACAAAGGGCCAUCUCAGUAGUGGCGACUGCUCUGUGGAAUUCCCUCCCAUCAGAUGUCAAGGAAAUAAGCAACUAUCCUAUUUUUAAAAGACAUCUGAAGGCAGCCCUGUUUAGGGAAGCUUUUAAUAUUUAAUGCUGUAUUGUUUUUAAUACUCGAUUGGGAGCCACCCAGAGUGGCUGGAGAAACUCAGCCAGAUGAGCAGGGUAUAAAUUAUUAUCAUUGUUAUUAUUGUUGUUAUUAUUAUUAAAUAUUUAUAAACCACACUUUUCACAGGAAGCAAAGUAAUAUUGUGUAAAACGUAAUGCAACACUAAAAACACCAGUGAGUUUAACUGCAAUUGUUAGCAUCAGAUUUUCUAGUAAACAUUUUCUUUGUUCCCAUACAGUAUCCUUCUACAGGAAAAAAAAGCCACAGUCCCCUUACUAGCCGAGAAACUGACUAGCGAGCUUGUGGAACACAUUUGCGUAAGUUAGCAAAAUGACACUUUAAAAACAACAACAAUGAAACAUCAACCCCAAAGUUUGUUUCUUUACUCAUUACAAGUUUUUUUCCCCAGCACCAUAUACAUCUUUUCUUUCUUUCUUUUUUCUUUUUAGAAAUCUUUGCCCACUUUAGAAGAGCAAAUAAGAUUUCAACUCCAAAAGACAGAAUCUGAAAUGCAGAGAUACGGCAAAGCCGUGCCAAAAACCGAUGGCGAGAAACAAUAUUUUUUAGCAGAGGUAAGUACACUGAUGAGGACUCGUGCUAAACUUUUCUAGUCUUAAUAGUGUUAUGCAGAAAACAUAUGUCAGUGUAAGAGUAUGUGAGCCUUAGAGGCAUCCAGAACCAGCAGCCAACGUAAGAUAAGUCAUGAACCUGUCUUUGCUGUAAAUCGAAGAUGCUUUUUGUCAUUUGUGUUUAUGACCUACCUCACUCUCUGUACAACCCAUUCAGCUACUUUUCUGUUCUGCCUACUGGAAAGCUAUGUAUUGAGUUCAUAAGGCGGAGAAAACUUAGUAUAGUUAUACACCAACAAAAACUGAAGUUAGUUUGUAACUCUAUUCCCACUUACCUGGGAAGAAGCCUGAUUGAACUCAGUGGUACUUCCUUCAUAAUGGAUACUCAUUUGAAUUCUUACAUACUUUGUCUCUUACAUAUUCUCAAUUAUUUUCUGGGAUGAAUACUUCCAGUGAUUACGUUCAACUAAUCUUAGGCCUCCUGUUUAUUAAAUAGUCAUCCUGAUUUGCUUGCACAAAGCUUACAUGGUGGUUAGAUAUUGUCUAGUCUUCGCUGAGCAGUCAUUCAGAUUUGUUGGUUGUUUAUCCCACACUUUUGGGGCAUUUUCCCAUCACUAUCCAAAGUGGAUUGUGCCAGAGUGCUUUAAUUCACUUUCAUUGCACAAACCUAAAUUUCCAGUAUUCUGUUUACUCUCUCCCACAAAAUACUGACAAUCUGGAGUCAACUAUGACACAUGCAUUCUUUCUAAUGUGAGCCAUUCAGUUCCAAAAUGAUUACAUUGCUCAUAGCUUUAUGGAGGCAAGUUCUGGAACAAAUUUUGGAUGCUUUUUUAAAAAAAAAAUUGGAUAAAUGUGUGUUUGUCUGCUUGGACACAUUGCCAGUCAAUUUGCUUGAUCGUUUUAACAUUAUGGACUUGCUGUCUGAGUUGAAUUGAUGUCUGCAACAUAAUUAUUUAUGUAUUUCAGAAAAUUUAUAUACUGCUUGAUUGUAGGGGGGAAACUCAAAUUGGUUUACAAAAAGAUAAAAACAAAUCUCUUUAAAAAAGUACACCAUAAUUAAAAACAUACAAAAAGUUAAAGCCACAAUAGAAUAGACUAAAAUAAAUUAAAACUCAUCAGAGCAGGACUUUCUAAAUAUUGCUAACAUUGCAACAAAAAUAACCACUCAUUAUCAUUGCUGAAAAAACACUUUGUUCAGAUUUGAAACAUGCACAAAUCAAAUUGUCUUUAUAAUCAACAAACCUCACUGCAUCUCUUUAAAUUGUUUGCUUUCACAGAAAAUCGAGCACUUUAUUGCAGAUGUUGGAAGCACAGUACAAGGAGAAGAAAGUGUGUCUGAAAAUGAAGCCAGAAUGUUUACCAAAGUUCGUAAAGAAUUUCAGAAAUGGGGCGAAGGAGUUGCUAGCAGUGGCUUUAAAAGUAAGUACAGACUACUCUGUGUCUAGAGCAGCUCCUGUUUUAAUAGCAUCACAUGUCCCUUCUAAACUGAGUCUCCAGGAUUAGAAAUGGCUACCUUAAAAUAAAAAAGUGUGUGUAUUUAAAAGAAAUGCUGUACAAAGAACUUUGUUUUGAGGUAAGAUGUUAAGUCCAGCUUAUCCUUGUUUGGAGAUUUUAUCAACCUUAAAUAGAAGGGACGAUGGAGUAACAGACAUGAUUAGGUUUAAGCAGGAUGCAUCCUAAGAUUUUGUGUUAUCAGGCACCUGGGAAAAGCAGUGGAGGAUCUUCGGUUGCUUUUAAACCAACUGCAAGGCUCCUAUUAGAAACACAUAGAAUAGGAAAAAACAUUUCAACCUCUAUUUGGAACACCUUAAUAAAAUACGCUACUGAUGCUGAAUUUUGUUGCUGGAUCACAAAUCCCUUCACCUCUGACUAUUGACCAUGCUAGCUGAAAAUUAACAGUGGAGAGCACUGUGUUAGAUAGGGACCCCUGACAGUUAAGUCCAGUCACAAACAACUCUGGGGUUGCGGCGCUCAUCUUGCUUUACUGGCCGAGGGAGCUGACAUUUGUCCGCAGACAGUUUUUCUGGGUCAUGUGGCCAUCAUGACUAAGCCACUUCUGGCAAAACCAGAGCAGCGCACGGAAAUGCCGUUUACCUUCCUGCUGGAGAGGUACCUAUUUAUCUACUUGCACUUUGACAUGCUUUCGAACUGCUAGGUUGGCAGGAGCUGGGACCCCUGUGCUAAUUUGGGGACUUCUGUAAUGAAAAAUGAUGGUGUAAAUUAAACAAACCUAAACCUAUCCUGAUUUCAACUAACUGGUUCCCAGGGUGAUUUACUGAGCUUUCGUAAAUCCGUGACAGGUUUUAGGGGUUUUAAAAAAAUGUUCUUCUUCCUGCAGUUCAAGAAUCCCUACUCCCUGAGAAGUGGAAAUUUGAAAAUCAGUAUCGUGGCAGAGAGCUUCCUGGAUUUCUCAAUUACAAGACGUUUGAGAUGAUUAUAAGUAAAUAUAUCACCAAUCUAGAAAUGCCAGCUGUUGAUAUUCUAACUAGAGUUACAAGUAAGUCUAUUUAUUAAAUUCAGUUUUCUGGCUACUGGGACAGUUGUUUUAAAUCAUUUUAAAUGUUGCAGUUGUACCCGCCAUAGGACUUUAGGGUGAAAGGUGGGUAGUAAAGGGGAUUGAUUAUACAUAACAUAAAAAUAUGAAAGGGGUUUUCAAAUACUAUCUAUAUAUAAUAAAAGCACAUGCAAUGUAAGUGAUUUUGCUUGAGCUGUGAAACCUCCAACAUUUAUAUUUUCGUAAAAGGGCUGUAGGAAAAAAUGAAUGGAAUUGUUAAUGGUUUGGGUGUAUGCAACAUUUUUACCAAAAUACGUGUGAGAAAACAAGAAAUUAUUUUUCUACACAGAUUCUGAUCAUUUGGUGUAUUCUCUCCCCCCCCCUUUCAGAAAUAGUGCGUCAAGGUUUUGUGGCGAUUGCUAAAAGCCAUUUUGAAGGAUUUCAUAAUCUUCAUUCGGAAGCCAAGGUAAGAACAACAUGAUGCAGAUUCAAACUCUCUUGGAUGUGUGGAGCUGCUGGCAGGGAGAGGAUGCUUCCUGAGCUCCCCCAUUCACUAUAUAAACAUGAUCAUCAGAAAGGAGUGUCCCUGCCUGAAACCAUCCUACUAUCUGCUGUUGGCCAGCCAUGAUUACAUGUAAUGAUGGGCUAAACUAUGGUUUUAUUUUGGGAAAAAUUCUUGGAAUUUGUCCCUUUUCUAAAGAAAAAGCAGCUGUGGGGCCCACACCUGAAACAUGCUCACUGGGACUCAUCACCAGUUUCCUGCUGAAAAUUAGUCCCCUCCUUAGCAGUAAACAGUAUAGAGGAUAGAGUGCAUCCCUCACCCAGUGGAAGAGCAAUUCUGGGUUGCUCACCCAUGAUUGCUUAUUUUUCUUCAAAAUAAACAUGAGCAGAUUUUAAAAAGUUACGAUAAUGUAACAUUCAGUUGGCCCCAGGUACUGUCAUAGUGGGACAAUCCCAUUUGUUUUGUUUCUGUUAUUUGUUGCAGUUAGUUUCUUCCCCCCCCCCCCUUUUUCGGAUCACAUCUAUUGUAUUCCAGCAUCAUGCUAAACUACAGUUCAGUGAGACAUGAAUGAUCCUCACUACCUCCUCGGCUGGGAGGAUGAGUUCAUAGUAUUUCAUUUUUCAGCCAUCCCUACUUUCCCUGUGCUAAUAACUUGCUUUACCCAUUACUGAUACCAGCUAGUGCCCAGUAAUGCUUUGUUGGAUAUGGGCCCUAAUUUCUAUGUAACUUGAUAUCAGCUUGCUGCUUCUUGUGAUCUGUUGAACCAUUGUUCAGAGGUUAGAAUAAGUCUGCUAUUUUCUGACUUGUUUAUUUCAUCUCAUUUUUCUCACUCUAUCUUGGAUUGUGCCAUCUAACAUGUGCCAUCUUCUGGGCCUCUUGGCCUGUGCUAUUCAACUCACCGGGUCGGGAUGGGACCAGGUUCUCCCCUACCCCCCCCUCUCUCUCCUGAUCAUGAAUUGCUUGCUGCUGUAAUGAAAAAAGUUGUGCCCUAAUUAUUAUCCACACACUGGUCUAGUCUGUGUCGCUCCUUUGGUCCUUGGUGUGUGUCAAAAUUGUGCAUAUACCACAUGUUUGCAUUUCUUCUUCUGCAUCAUUUUCCUUUUAAUCUAGCUCUGCUGUUUGUAGAAACUGGAUGGGCAGUGCUGAAAAAAAAUUCACAAGCUGGAGGAGGGGUGGAAGUUUAGUUUUUCGCAAGCAGCUAUCAAAAGCAACAGAACUUGUAUGCAGUGAAGCAGAGUAUUUCAGAGUAUGAAAUAAAUUCAGUUCACAGAACCGGGUUUCUCUUGGUGCCCUACUCCCCCUGAAAUGUUCAAAUGUUAGGCACAUAGACACUUCCAUUUGUUGUACAGUGGUACCUCAGGUUAAGAACUUAAUUCGUUCUGGAGGACUGUUCUUAACCUGAGGUACCACUUUAGCUAAUGGGGCCUCCCGCUGCCGCGCUUCUGUUCUCAUCCUGAAGUAAAGUUCUUAACCCGAGGUACUAUUUCUGGGUUAGCGGAGUCUGUACCCUGAAGCGUCUGUAACCUGAAGCGUCUGUAACUCGAGGUACCACUGUAGUCUUUUACACUGGAGGAGAGCUUGCAGAAUAAGUGGAUUUAGGGAGCUUGAGUGCAAUGUGUGGUAAAGGAAGGCAGUUUGAGAUUAAAGGUCAUGGGGAGUACGUGUGGGAGUGUUAUGUCCAGUAUCUCUAUAUGGAAUAGUCAGAUGUGAUUCCUUCUAUGCUACAUCACUGGGGAUGUCUGUUAUUUUUGCCUUUCACAGAAUAGAAUUGAAAGUAUUAUAGAGAAACAAGCAAAGGAAGCUGAAGCUAUAGUCAUGAUCCAGUUUGCAAUGGAGAAGACCUUAUUCUGUCAGGACAAUCACUACCAGUCAUGCUUAAGAGCUGUAAAGGAAGCUGCAAGAGGGGGGAAAACCACAGCGAUAGAUGAAGAAGGCACUGCAAUCGCUGAAACAGCUUUUCAUUUGGAGGCAUACUUCACGGUGAGUUACAUGGCAUUUCUGAACAUAUUUACUCAGAAGUAAGUCCUGUUGAAUUUGAUGGGGCUUACUCCCAGAAUUGCAGCCUCAAGUCACCAAUAUCAUUUGUACCCAUUUGACUGUGAUUAUAAUUGCUAACAAUAUUGCAUAGCAAAUCAGAUGGAACUGAGAGUUCAUGAUCACAUUCAUUCCAAGAUACUCCUGGUUUAUCAUGAGCCUCAUUUAUAAAUAUGCUAUUAAGUCAAAGGCUCCCACAAGGUGUGGGGAACACAUGGCAUCUUCAGUGCUGUGAGAUUAUAAUGCUAGCCUUCCUUGCCUGGCCCCCAUGAGGCUCAGAUGUCAUUGUGGCCACCCAAUGUUUUAUCUCCAGCAGUGGAUAUAAUUUGCUCAGUCGCAAUUUUUCUCCCCUGCCAUUAUUCCACACUUAUUUCCCCCCUCAAGCAAGACAGUGCUGGGUGACUUCCCAAGUCUUUACCACUGCUCAUUCAGAAAGAGAAUUACCAACAUGUGGAAGUUACUAAUUGCAGUGCAUGCAUCUUUUUUCAUUUCAGACUGUAAUCAAACGUCUCUCCUCCCAAAUUCCCCUCAUUAUCCAGUACUUCAUCCUCAAUAAAUAUGAAUACAGGCUGAAGAAUGAAAUGAUGCUGCUCCUGAGUCAAAGGGAGAAUUUGAGCCUUCUGAUCCAGGAGCGCACAGAUGCUGCUGAACACAGGCAGUUCUUGUCUGACCGCAUUGAUCGUCUGGUUCAAGCUCGGGACCACUUAGCAAAAUUACUUGGCUAA